Messenger RNA from Pogonomyrmex barbatus (red harvester ant), 519 nucleotides. RefSeq lists its product as uncharacterized. Lineage: Eukaryota; Metazoa; Arthropoda; Insecta; Hymenoptera; Formicidae. The record is from RefSeq and is a predicted model, not a curated record.
AUGUCACCGCUGGAUCGCGAGAAAUGUAAAAUCAUAUACACCGACACGGACAGUCUCGUAUACCACAUCCAGUGCGACGAUGUGUACAAGACGAUGAAACGCGAUAUCGCUAGAUUCGAUACGAGCGAUUAUCCACCGGACAACGCGUACGGGAUGCCUCUCGUGAAUAAAAAAGUAUCCGGUCUAAUGAAGGAUGAGAAUAACGAUGCGAUGACAGAAUUCAUCAGACUCAGAGCGAAGAUAUACGCGGUGAGGGUGGAUGGCAGAAAAGACAUUAAAAAGGCGAAAGGUGUAAAAAAUAACGUCGUAGCGCGAACAAUAACGUUCGACGAUUACACGCGGUGCUUAAAUGAAGAGAUCGAAAUGACUCGUCGCCAGUCGUGUAUAAGAUCCAAGCUACAUCAAGUAUAUACGGUGUCCGAGUCGAAAAUCGUUCUGAGUCCGUACGAUGACAAACGAUACAUCAUACCGGAUACGACGGAGACGUUACCGUGGGGACAUUGGCGGAUUUCAUUAUAA